CACAGGUCAGCUUGUUUACGUAUUCCUAGAAAGCUGUGUGUUAUGGUGAAAGGCAAAAUUCUCAAAUGGAAUUAAUUGAGUAAUUACUUUAUAGGGAUGUUUUCACUUACGUCCUCAGAACUGUAAUUUCUAUGAUGCAUGUGCCAUGUCGAACCCGUCGAGAGACGUGUGGCUGGUUAGUUGGAUGCUACUUGCCUGCCUCAUAGGUGAUCUGACCUCAUUACAACCAUCAAUUGGCUGUAAUGCUACUAUGGAGGAUUGUCUUAAGUGUCGGAGUGCUGACACGGGCGGAUCUCUAUGUGUUAAGUGCGCCAAUCUCAUUGUCAUGGAAUCAAGAUUAUGUGUAGAUUCAUGUCCUCUUGGUUACCGUGAAGAAUGGUCAUCACAAAUCGACUAUAUGGGACGAGUGUGUGCAGAAGGGUCUCUUCUACUUGGUGCGCUAGCUCUUUCUGGCUCUAGACUAUCUGUAGUAGUAGGUGUACUCUGUGGAGCAGCUAUUUGCAUUCUGCUGUUAGUCGCAGCUGGAAUCCUCUUGCGGUUUCGUCGCUCAAGGUCUACAAGACAUUGGAAACAAGAAGAGCAGCACCUAUCUGCUGGCUCUGCUCAAUCAACUAUUAGUAGACAUAGUCAUGGAGACGCAGCUGAGAGAGGAGAGUUUCUGAAACAUAUCUGGACAUUACGCUCUGAAGCACCUAUAUUUUUGGCUAUGCUCAAUGACACCAGACGACAAGUGAGAACUUUGCUUCAAGCGCACACUAGCAAACAUUCUGCAGUCCAAGCCUACAGGCCUGUAUUGAAAGAUUUAUCACGCAUCUUAAUUCUCCUGAAUCGUCGUGAUGACUGUAUCACUUAUCCUCCGGAUGACUGGCGCACACUUCUGGGAUGGGGAGAGAGAGUUCUGCGACGGUACAAAAAGCACAAUCCACAAGAGGUUGAUCAGCUUGUUAACUUUUUGAAAAUCCAGACAAACCCCACCUACUCUACUCACCUGGGCAAUGCUCCCAAAUCAAAUAGUUUGUCUUCAUUUCAGGCAGCUUCCAAUCCGAGUAGCCCUCAGCCUGUGGGUCCUAUUGGACCCAUUAGUGGUGACUGGAGUGACUCUUGUGCUGAUGAUAGCUUAUGGGACUGCACAGCUAUGAACGAAUGGCCCAGUGCUAGAGAAUUUCUAGAUGAAGAUGACUUCCUUACUCUUGGUUUCCGUCCUCAAGAUGAAAUAACUACUGAGCUAUAGCUUAUAAUUCUCAAUAUCAUCUAAAUCUGCAAACUAUUUUGGAGUUCAGAAUCAUCAAAAGUAUUUUUUGACACUGUAUUUUUGAUAUAAUUUUUAUACUGUACUCAGCAAGUAUAUUUAGCUAUUGGCCUGGCCUGUUGCAUAAAAAUACUGAGGAUUCUUUAUUGAACAUAAAUUUAACUAGCCCUGAUAAUUAUUUUUGAUGGAUUGUUGUGUAUUAUCUUGUAUUGUUUGAAGCCAAAGGUGUAGUUUUGACAAAAUUAAGACUGGUGCUAUGCUGGAAUGCCUUUUAUUGUAUUGACCAAGGACUACCUGUUUAAAAUGGGAGGCUAUGAAGGCUGUGGAAUGAAUGUUUAUGAUUAAUUUAAAUCUGUAAAAAUGGUGAUUGUCUCAUAAAUAAGUAUUAGAUGUUGUUGUUCUUGGUUUUUUCUUUUAACUUGUUGUUUGCCUCAAAGAAUUUGUUUGUGUUUUGUAUUCAAUUCUUGAACUCUGUUUGUCACUAAACAUAUGUAAGUAGAUAAUUUUUGUUGCACAUUUUUUAAAAAUCAGAAACAGUUUGCACUGGUUAAAAGUUUCAACUGUUUCCUUUUCUGUCUGAUAUUGUUUCAGUGUAAAGCACAGUUUUUAUUUUUCAUUUCAAUGAACGAUGGAGGCUGUGCUAUACACUGUGGGACUUAGUGUGGACUUUUAAGGUCUUUCUUUGAGUGAUGACUCGGUGACUUGUGUGGGAGCAUAUCCUUCAAUAUAAAUUUAGGUCCCUUAUGCAUUUACAUUGUCAUAUGCAUAUGUCCUCAAUCUUGUGUUGGUAAUCCGUUCUAUCUGUACAACAGUUGGUGCCAAAUUUUUACUAGUAGAUUAUUCGAUUACAAGGCAUCUCAAAAAUCUGCAAAAGUUGUUAGAUUAGGUAAAUUGUACCUGUAUGAUUUAGAUUCUUUUUCUUUCUAGAUCAACAUGGUAAACAUAAGCGUCAUUAACUUGAUAUAUCAUAGCUGCUUUUUCCAAAGUGAAGGUUUGAGACCUGCUUAUUACUUUUAAUUUGCUAUUUCUGACAAAAGUGCCUAAAUUACAAUUAUGUAUGUUGAGUUUGACAGGAAAGUAUUCCUAUUAUCGGAUCAAUUGUAAAAUAACUCUCGUAUUUUGCUAUCCUGUAAGAUUUACCUCCUAUGUUAUAAUUUUGAAAUUUUAUGAUCAAAUAUUUAUUGUACAUUUUGUGUCUUGCAGUAUUCUGAGGAGAAGUUAGCUGUCUGUUGUAUUGGCAUCACACUAAUUACUUUACUAUCACAACUUUGUUGUGUUUCACAAUUUUAUAAUUGCUAUAAUUCAGUCAUAUACUGAAUAAUAAUGUCAAUUGCUCAUAGUUGUGUGUCGAUCUGAAAUUCCUCAAUCUUUUGUUGAUUGAUUAACCAAUGUAAAAAGACCUAUAGUGGGCUUGUCUAUUUUUCAGAAAUGUCCAUCUGAAUCUCCAAUAUUUCCUGUGUCUCCUGUAGCUUUUUGAGACAUCUAGUCUUUUAGCUUGAUGUGAUGCUGCUUCUCAAUUCAAGCUGUGACUCAAAUAACAAUUUUGAGAUGGUAGUACAACUUUAUUUAUGUUGAAUCUUUAGUUGUGAUAUUUAUUGUUUAUAAAAUGUACACAAUGUAUUUUUCUGUACUUCACUAAUAUGUCUCAAUGUAUUUGUCCUCCAUUUUCGGUAAUUUCAUCCACUUACCAGUCAAUGCAAUCAUACGUAAGUCAGAGGUCACCUCACUUUUAUGUACAAGCUCAGUUGUGUUGCAGGUAGUGGAUUCAUUUUUUUCUAUCUUUCUGUCCUUAAAUUGUCACCAUAUCUGGACCUACACUCAGACAGUUUUAAUUUGCAAUUUGUGGUUUUUGGCUUCAAGUUGUGAAGAGAUUGUUAAAAAUGAACCACUCUGAAUUGUAUUUUAUGUACUUUGUAAAAAGGUAGAAAUAAUGCCUUCAAGUAUUAAUUUUUUACUCAAAAUAAAUUUAAUUUUUUAAAAUGA
Messenger RNA from Frankliniella occidentalis (western flower thrips), 3232 nucleotides. RefSeq lists its product as uncharacterized. Lineage: Eukaryota; Metazoa; Arthropoda; Insecta; Thysanoptera; Thripidae. The transcript is spliced from 6 exons. The record is from RefSeq and is a predicted model, not a curated record. The coding region runs from base 146 to 1231 and encodes 361 amino acids.